AUGUCGUGUCUGCUGCCGCAAUUCAGGUGCUUGCCGGACACUUUUUCGGUUAACUUCAAAUCCCAGAAUCAUUUUGGCACUCAUCCAGCAAAAAGUAGGGAUCCUAUUUAUUUCCGGACACAAUGUAUCUUAUCUACGGCAACAACCACAGUUCUCGAGUUAGAGAGGCUACAAUUAUCAUCAUUAGAAGCCAUUUCAAAUUCAGUUCCUGCUGACAGAUCUUCGAAACCAACAGGAACUGCAGUGCUUGACUUGGAGAAGCUAAAAUUACCCUCUUUAGAUGUUCAUUCCAACUCUAUUGCCGCAAACAGACCAUGGACGUAUAUUGGAGCAGUUGGUCCACCCACUGAGGCAAAUCGUCAAGCAACUUUAGCUACAGAAACUCUUAUUACAAGUGAGGAGGCUGUUGUAGCAGCAGCUGCAGCUGAAGCACUUGCUUUAGCAAAGGCAGCAGUCAAGGUUGCAAAAGAUGCAGCCAUGAUGGUCAGUAAUCGUACUGCCACGAUGUCAGAUUGCGAAACUACAGAAAUCUUACCUGAAGUGGAUAAUUUAUUGUUGGAGAGGAAUCAGCUUGCUCAUUUUGCAGAAAGAGUGGAUGGCAGACAGUCUAAGGUUUCUGAAGGGUUGGGCAAAAAUCAUUCAGCUUCUUACCUCCUUACGAAAUCUGAUGUGGAGCCUAGUCACGAAGAACUCGAACUUCUUGAGGCUCAAUUGUCCAGGAGUAUAGCUGUGAGAUCAAAUCGUCAAACAGAGCGAAAAGCCAGGAGAGCUAGAGCAGCAGAGAAGGCAGCUGCUAAUGUUGUGUCUGUGAAAUCUGGUUCUACGUCCCGGAAAAAACGGGUUUUGCAGGAUAUAGAUUAUUCUGACCCAUUGCGUUACUUAAGAGGAACUACUAGUAGUUCCAGGCUCCUUACGGCAGCUGAAGAACAGAAGUUGUCAGUAGGAAUACAGGACCUACUAAAAUUGGAAAGGCUCCAGGAGGAACUCACAGAACGUUAUGGGGACCAGCUUACUUCUGCUCAAUGGGCUGCUGCGGCUGGCGUUGAUCAGAAAACCUUGAGGGAGCGUUUAAAUUAUGGCAUUCUUUGCAAAGAUAAGAUGAUAAAGAGCAAUAUACGUCUUGUUAUUUCUAUUGCAAAAAAUUAUCAGGGAGUUGGGAUGAACCUUCAAGAUUUGGUUCAGGAAGGAUGCCGAGGCCUUGUUAGAGGUGCAGAGAAAUUCGAUGCUUCAAAAGGGUUUAAAUUCUCCACUUAUGCUCACUGGUGGAUAAAGCAGGCAGUUCGGAAGUCUCUUUCUGACCAAUCCAGGACAAUUCGAUUGCCGUUUCACAUGGUCGAGGCAACUUAUAGAGUGAAGGAAGCAAGAAAGCAACUGUUUAAUGAAAAUGGUAGACAACCUGAUAAUGAAGAAGUUGCAGAGGCAACUGGGCUCUCAAUGAAGAGGCUCAGUGCAGUGAUGUUGACUCCUAAAGCUCCAAGAUCUCUUGAUCAGAAAAUUGGGAUAAACCAGAAUCUCAAACCUUCGGAAGUCAUUGCAGAUCCUGAAGCAGAAACAUCCGAAGACUUGCUUAUCAAGGAAUUUAUGAAACAGGACUUAGCCAAGGUUCUGGAUACACUAAACCCGAGAGAAAAGCAGGUGAUUAGAUGGAGGUUUGGCCUAGAAGAUGGUAGGAUGAAGACAUUGCAAGAAAUUGGGGAGCUUAUGGGCGUCAGCCGAGAAAGAAUCCGACAAAUUGAAUCCUGUGCAUUCCGUAAAUUGAAGAAUAAGAAAAGAACGAAACAUUUGCAGCAAUAUGUGAUGCCAUAA
Molecule: messenger RNA, 1806 nt
Organism: Fraxinus pennsylvanica
Lineage: Eukaryota; Viridiplantae; Streptophyta; Magnoliopsida; Lamiales; Oleaceae
Source: the annotation of a GenBank genome assembly